This is a messenger RNA of Parnassius apollo (apollo), 1149 nucleotides long. NCBI's taxonomy places the organism in Eukaryota, Metazoa, Arthropoda, Insecta, Lepidoptera, Papilionidae. The record is from the annotation of a GenBank genome assembly.
AUGCGCUCGAAAAUAUUUGAUGAUGCCGAGCUCGAACGACUACGGCGUGAGGCCAUUCCCUCAUCGAAUGAAUUGGCUACGGCUGGGGAUGCGGCUCCUCAGGCGACAGACCAGCUGCCACGCGUAGAAGAUGCCAUGGAUCUUCCAGUUGUGGUUGAUUCCGACGAUGAUGAAAUGGUCUCCCACGAACUAGAGCAAAUGAGGAGUAUACUGGAAGAGGCGAUUUUGGAAACGCGCACCAUGCCUCUCGAAAAUCGACCGCGACUUCCCCGCAUACCCCUAAGCAAGCGAAAUCGGGCUGUCGUGAGGGCUCUUAACCCUAUGCUGGUAACCUAUUUGGAAGCCAGCCGGGACCUUUGCGAGACGGACUCAGUUCUUUUUGGCGCCGCAGUGGCAGCUUGCCGUAUUAUUGGCGCCAAACUUCCCCUGGCUGGACGCGCUACUAAACAAAGUAGCGCCAUCCCAGCCUGGAGAAAAAGAAUUGAGGACCGUAUCGCAAAGGCAAGGGCCCUUAUCGGCAGACUGAUAAGCUUCAGGUCGGGCAAUAAUAGACCGAGGGUUGUGCGCUCCGUUAGAAUGGCGUUUGCUGGGACAAAAAUCAGUUUGUCCCAGCCGGAUAUCACGCAGAAACUAACGGAGCGCAUAGACGACCUGAAGCAAAAAAUUGCUGCUUGGGGGAAGCGGAUUCGCCGAUUUACCGAGAGGUCAAGGCGGUUCAACCAGAAUCGUCUCUUCCAGAGUGAUCAGAAGAGGCUCUACAAAUCAUUGGAGCGACCAGAGGUAUGUGGAGCGGGCCCAGGACCGGAUCGGGCUAACACUGUCGCAUUUUGGCGUGGCCUGUGGUCAGAGCCCGUAAACCACAGCGAGGGCUCUUGGACGGAAGUUAUGGCGAGCCAGUGUGCGAGUAUUACGCCCAUGGACCCCGUCAUCAUAACGCCGGAUGACGUAGCUGAGGCGGUCCGUAGAGCCCCGAACUGGAAAAGUCCGGGACUCGACGGACUGCAUCACUACUGGCUGAAGGGGUUCAUGGUGUGUCACGCUGUGCUCGCCCGUCAGUUUCAAGAGGCUCUCAACCAGAAGUCGCUCCCUAGCCUCUUCACUACUGGGAUCACUCACUUGGUUCCUAAAGACCAGUGGCUCAUGGCGUAG